GUAGCUUGUUCCUGAGCCAAAUGGCAAAGACAUCUUUGGAGCCUACUCUCGAAUUUUUCCCAAUUUUGCACCCACCCUCGGAUAAAAAUAUGGGAUUAACAAAAUCUGUCCUAUAGUGGAAUUUCAUUAGCACACCUAGCUCUAUCAUUCCUAGUGGUUUCAUCAAAUUAGGUUGGAUAGAAAAAAUUCAGGACUCAAAGGGUUAAGGUUUGAAUUUAACCUUGAAGAAAUUAAUAAAAAUUUUCAUCUUCAAAAAUUCUCUAUUGAUAUCUUGAUUUGAACUUUUAUUAAUUAGUGUAUACAGUAGCAGAAAAAAAAUUGAAAAUAAACCUGGUCGAAUAAUUUUAGGAUACAGUGUAUAAAUACAGAUUAAUCAACUUUUCUAUUUAUAUAUUAUUUUUAUAGAAAAGAAUCACGAAUAAUACGACUUAAGAAUACGAAAUUAAUUCCUGUUCGAUGGCGUUUAAUAGGUAUUGGUCAAGAAGGUAUUGGACAAGAAUUUUCCACUAAAACUGAUACGGGCAUUGUUGAACCAUUGAGUACAUAUGAAUUACAAUUGAAUUAUUAUGCUAGUCGACCACGAUCACCAGCAUCACAAAAAAAUAAACUUCAACUUAAACUUGAAAUAUCAGAUACAGAAGGUAUGCCAGGUGCUAUUAAAACUGUGAAUAUUCCUGUUUUUGUUGAACCAUAUGAUAUUGUUUUGGAUAUGACAUUUCAAAAAGGUAAUGAUCGUGGUAUUGAUUUUGGUAAUGUACGUGUUAAUCAAGAAACAAAACAAUCAUGUAUACUUAAAAAUAAAGGCAAACGUGAAAUAAAAUACAAAUUUGAAUUAGUACCUGAUUCAAAAUCAAAAAUUGAUGCAAGUAAAUUUUUUGAAAUUGUACCUAAACAAGGAACAUUAGCUGCUGGUGGUGAUCGAAAUGCCCAAGCAACUUCUGUUAAUGUGAGUGUUGACUUACUUUUCAAAAUUAGGAUAAUUGUCUUACUUUCAAUCACUCAAAAACCUUAUAUAUACAUGCUAAUCAUAGACUACUAUCUGUUUCAAAAUAGAAUGCACCUGACUGUAAAUUGAAUAACUUUUGAUAGGAACUAGAUAGAGACAUGCGGUUUUCACCAUUCGAAAGAGGACAUUCAGGGCUACAAAAGUAUGUGAAAUUGAUUGGUCUGACAAUUGGUCAAUGAGAUAAAUUCUUGCUAGACAUUUUAAACACGAAAUAGAGAAAGUAUUUUCCAUUUGAUUUUUUACUUUUUAUAUAAUCGUUCGAUAGAAAACAUUGUUCUCUUUCGAUCUACACAAGGCCGAGAUCUCUAGCUUGUUCUGUUAAAGAGUUAUAAGAGUUUUCCUGAGACCCCCGAUUUCGGCCAUUUGGCCUUGGGUGACCUUGGAAGAGAUCAAUAUAGGGGUAAUUCACCACGCUGAGUCUAGUGGUAAUGUUUGUUUUCAGUUUUCAACUUAUCUAAAAGCACUAUGCAAAUUUUUCGGUAUAUCCCGCUUUUUACGCAAUACAGCACAAAAACUAGAAGUUUCGAAAUUUUUGAUAUUAUGGUUUUAGAUGAGUUGAAAACUGAAAACAAACAUUACCACAAGACUCAGCGUGGUAAAUUACCCCUAUAUUGACCUCUUCCAAGGUCACCCAAGGCCAAAUGGCCGAACUCGGGGGUCUCAGGAA
Messenger RNA from Rotaria sp. Silwood2, 1673 nucleotides. The record is from the annotation of a GenBank genome assembly. Lineage: Eukaryota; Metazoa; Rotifera; Eurotatoria; Philodinida; Philodinidae.